UCAAGCCCCCAGUCCCCAGAUGGGACGCUUGGCCACACUUCCGUAACGUUAUACAGGAUCGUCCGACUAUCCGACUACCACCAACUACUACACGCUUUCCCGCGGAAAUGCGGUGCCUCGCCCUGGCUGGCAUCCUGCUCCGCACCUGCUCCGCCGUCUUCUUUCGCCCCGACGGCCGGGGUGAUCACGAGGCCAUGGCGUGCAGAGACGCGGCUCCUGGCGAGUGGUGCCACGCCGCGGUGCGGUGGGCCAUGGAGACCGGCCACCAGCGACGCCCCGACUGGUUCCCGGGCGACGCCAGCCAGUACAGCAUGCGGGACUUUCAGGCGCUCCUGCACGAGCUCGGCGAGGCCGAGUGCCCGCGGCCCUGUCCUGAGGACUCAGGCGGCCAGCGUCUCGCGCUGGCGCUGAUCCAGAUCCAGAGCUCCACCGUCCAGAGUCUGGCAGCGACCUUUGGCCUCAGGGCCGCGGAGUUCGACGCCCUGAUGGAGAGCAGCUGGGAGCCGAAGACCAGAGCGGGGAGCCUGUACACGACCGCGGCAGGCCAGCCCCACCGCACUGGCUGCCACGACACGCAGCCCGGCAGCUUGUGCUACCACGCUGUGGAGUGGCUACACGACAGGGGGUUGGCGAAGUACCCCGCGUGGUACCCGUCGCUCAGCGAAGACUCCACCAUGCAGGAAGUGCAGUCCGUCCUACACACCCUCGGCAAGGCUGGCUGCCCGAAGCCUUGCCAGGUCGGUAUAGCAAAGAGGCUCGAGCAGUCGCCAGACGACAUGGUGCUUGAAGUUGACGACAACGGCCGACAGGUGUUGAGCGAGGCCUACGAGCUCGCGGACACCUCGGACUGCGGCGACGCCAUGGAGGGCGACUGGUGUUACCUUUCCAUCCAGUGGCUGAAGAACACUGGUCUUGACAAGCACCCCGACUGGUAUCCCACGCUCACCCGCGACUCCAGCAUUGGGGUCUUUCAGACCGUGCUCCACAGGCAGGGCAAGAUGGGCUGCCCGCUGCCCUGCUCGUCGGACUCCGAUGCGGCGGAGCCCGUGGAGGAGCUUACGACCUCUCGCCCGGAGCCGACGGCCGAAGUGAGCCCCAAUGCCCUGAGGGUCCGCUCCGAGCUGGAGGAGUGCGAGGACGCGAAGCGGGACUCGAGCUGCGACAGGGCUGUCACGCGGGUCCUGAACACCGGUCUCUGGCUGCACCCGGAGGAGUACCCGGAGCUGAACCCAGACUGCAGCCGCGCGGAGGUCCAGGAGCACCUCUUCUUGCGCGGGCAGUUCGGGUGCGCCAGGCCCUGCCCGAAGGUGCACGUCGCCAAGCACCUUCGGGCCAGGCGCGUCAAGAAGAGGGUGGAGGACAUGACGGCCGAGGACCUGACCCGGUUCCUGAACCGCGAGUGGGACGGCUACGUCAACUCCGACGAGUACGACGAGUACGACGAGUACGAGUACCGCAAGGUCGGCGCCGCGGCCGCGGCCGAGGCGAAGGGCGCUGGCGGGCCCCCCGCGGCCGCGGCCGCCGCGGAUGGCCCGGCCGCCCAGGACAGCGCGGGGGCCGCCCCCGCCGAGGGCGCCGGCGUCGCCGGCGAGGCGCCGCCCGCCGCCGCCGAGGGGGCCCCGGCCGCCGAGGCGGCCGCCGACGUCGAGGAGGGCGUGGGCGCGGAGGCGUUGCCAGCCGUGAGCAACGAGACGGCCCAGGAGGCCUCGGAGGCCCAGGGCCUCUCCCCCGCGGAAGUGGCGGACGAGUGCCGCGACGCGAGGGCGGGCGAGUUAUGCUACCAGGCGGUGACCUGGGCCAUGACCAAGGGCAUCCUCGAGCGGCCGGCGUGGUACCCCGAGCUCUCCGCUCGGUCCAGCUUCAAGGAGUUCCAGGCGCACCUCCACCAGACCCGGGGGAGCCUCUGCCCGCGGCCCUGCGCGGCCGCCGCCGAGGCCCCCUCCGCGCAGGGCCCCACCACCGAGGAGCCGCGCGCGACCGCCGCCGCCGCGCCGCCGGCGGAGGCGCAGGCACCCGUGGCCAACGACAGCGCGCCAGACGCGGGCCGCGCCUCCGGCGAGCACGCCGAGCAGUCCACGGGCGGCGCGGGGGCGGCGAGCGGUACGGUGGCGGCGGACAGCGCGGCGCACACGGAGGACCACGGGGUGACGAACGACACCGUGGCUGAACUCAAUGCCAGCGUGCAGGAGCCCGCGCCGAAGCCAGACCCCGAGGCAGCCGACCUCUGGCGGCCAGAGGCACACGACGACACGUCGGAGGAGUUCAUUUCUGAGGAGCUGCUGCCCGUGGUUGACAGGUACGGACGCGCAGGUGGCAAUGCCUCAAAUGAUCCCUUGCAGGAUGUCGAGCAGGGCGACCGCGAGCUGGACAAAUUAUGGUCGACCAGUGAUUCCACCGCCGCGAAGUCCAGCGCUCGGCCAGUGAACACGAUGGCUCUACUCGAGCACGGGCAUGGCCACCAGGCCUCGCACAGACUUCCCCCAGCGGGCCCUAUUCCAAUGGGGCUCACUGAAGUCUAAGUUUGGACGUACAUAUGGCGGCAUGUAAAACGACUCCUUG
This is a messenger RNA of Prorocentrum cordatum, 2559 nucleotides long. The record is from the annotation of a GenBank genome assembly. NCBI's taxonomy places the organism in Eukaryota, Dinophyceae, Prorocentrales, Prorocentraceae.